This is a messenger RNA of Colletotrichum karsti, 366 nucleotides long. Its product is annotated as prefoldin subunit 6. Gene Ontology annotation, biological process: chaperone-mediated protein complex assembly; protein folding. The transcript is spliced from 4 exons. Gene Ontology annotation, cellular component: prefoldin complex; cytoplasm. The record is from RefSeq and is a predicted model, not a curated record. Gene Ontology annotation, molecular function: protein-folding chaperone binding. The coding region runs from base 1 to 366 and encodes 121 amino acids. Lineage: Eukaryota; Fungi; Ascomycota; Sordariomycetes; Glomerellales; Glomerellaceae.
AUGGCUGAGAUUCAGGCUAAGCUGCAAAAGCUCUCGGAGGAGUACCAGGCUCUGCAAACAGAACUUCAGACCACCGUCCAGGCGCGGCAAAAGCUCGAGGCUCAGAAGCAGGAGAACGAGGGCGUCAAAGAGGAGUUCGACAAGCUCAAGGACGGCGAGCAGAUCUACAAGCUCGUCGGCCCCGUGCUGCUGAAGCAGGACAAGGUAGAGGCCGAGAGCACAGUGAAGGGCCGUUUGGAUUUCAUCACCAAGGAGAUUGAGAGGCACGAGGGUCAGAUUAAAGAGGCCCAGGCCAAGCUCGAGAAGAAGAAGGGCGAAAUCAUUCAGCUGCAGACCAGCGCGCAGGCCGCUGCCAAGAAGGGUUAA